CCCCUAGAUCUCUCCCUGUGUGACUCGCUUCUCAAGCUCGAGUACCAGCGUAAACAUCCUUCUCGUCGAUCCCCGUCGACGUGCCAGCCCAGUUCGCAUCUACUAUGGCGUACUCGCAGCCUUUCCCACGCAACAAUCCUGCCGCAGAGAAAGCCCCUCAGACCUUCGGGCCUGACUUGGCCGUCCGUCUCAUCUGCCCCGACUGCAGAGACCCGAGCCCCAACAUCGUGGAGGAGUUCAGCAGCGGAGAUCUCGUGUGUGGUACUUGCGGACUGGUGCUCGGAGAUAGGGUAGUAGAUACAAGGAGUGAAUGGCGUACUUUCGCCAACGACGAAGGAGACGAUCCAUCUCGUGUCGGUGCUGCCAUAGACCCGCUCAUGGAGGGCGUUGAGCAACUGGACACUACUAUAUCUUUCAAAGAUGGGGGCUCCGGCCUUGCGCGGGAGCUGCAGCGCGCCGCCUCUCGAGGGUCAGCUUCGCGCUCCGAGCGAAACCUACUUCAGGCGUUCCGGGAUAUUUCUAGCUGGUGCGACCAGUUCUCUCUUCCAAAGACCAUCUCCGAUAUCGCGAAGCAGCUAUACAAGCGCUCCGACGAGGAGAAGCUGCUGCGUGGAAAGCCUUUAGAAGCCGUCAUCGCUGCCUGCAUCUUCAUCGCUUGCCGUAAAGCACACGUACCUCGUACCUUCCGCGAGAUUUGUAACUUGACCCAUGUCAGCAAGAAGGUGCUGGGACAGUGCUACAAGCAGCUGGAGCAGGCGUUCAACUUGACUCCGGGCGCGUCUGCGGACCGCCAAACCAGUUCCGCUACCUCGAGUACUGGUCCGGAGGAUCUUUUGGUGCGAUACUGCAACCAUUUGGACCUGCCGCCGAACGUCCAGCCCAUCUGUUCAGACAUCAUCGUCAAGGCGCGCGACCUGGGCAUCGCGCUCGGUCGUUCACCUAUUUCCGUCGCUGGCGGCGCGAUUUACUUCACAUGCCAUCUGCUCGGCAAGCCCAAGAGCAUGAAGGACAUCAGCGCUGUUGCCGGAGUGAGCGAGGCGACAAUCAAGUUGGUGUAUAGGCUCUACUAUGCAGAGAAGGAGAAGUUGGUGAAGGAGGAGUGGAUCAAGGACGGGCGGGCGAAGCUUGAGCGGCUCCCUGUCGAGUCCUCGAAGUGAUCGGCGGAUGCGAUUAUGUUGGAGCGAUGGACAUCUAAUGUACCGUAUCUCCUUUCAAGCACGCUCAUGUUAUACAAUCGCAUCCACGUGGUUGGAUUUGGAUUUGAUGUCAUAUACAAGAAACAAACUUGGACUUGUGUACGAGAAGUACCAAUGAAGGUAUCUUUACUACGAAGUGUCGAUUUGUGCAUUUGAACAUUCCUCAUCGCGGACCGGCUGCCACCUCCCUAACCAUCACCGGCAUCACAAGUGGAGGCUCUUGCCACGUUGGGUCGUCGUCACCAAGGACGAUCUUCGCUCUCUCCACAAAGCCAAGCGAGUUAUAGAAGCCAGUGUUGGCAAGUUUACUUGAAAUCAGAAUUGUAGCACGUCCCUGUGCAUCUGCAAUUCCAGUGACAGUCCGCACCAACGCAGACGCAUAUCCACGCCCUUGCUUCUCUGGAGUAGUCGCCAGGACCUGCAGCUGAAUGACUUCUUCCUCACGGUCGCCAAGAACUGCUUUGAACGCGGCAUCACGCUUGACUUUAAGCUCCUUGACUCGCUGUUUCUGCUGAGUUGUAAAUGUUAGCGUACUAUUCAGGCCUAAAGCAGCGGAGAGUACUGAUAUGGCGGCCUUGUCUGCGCGGUUGAGAGUACUUUUUGCCAGACCAUAGCAGAUAAUAGCAGCUCCGUCGUCGACUGUCCAUGCCAGUCCCUUUGUGGCGCAGUAGCCCCAAAGUACAGAGGUCUCAGUACGACGGCCGAGCAUAGGUAGUACGCUACCGUCGUAAUCUGGAGUAUCGCUUAGCCAAUGGUGGAAAGGAUCUCCUUUGAAGGCUGCUUCAUAUGUUCUCACAGCUGUCGGUACGUCCGUGUAUGUCAUCAGGCGUGGCGACGACACUGGAGCGUCCGUCGCAGCUGCCGUCAAAGGUGGGGCAGC
Phanerochaete carnosa HHB-10118-sp is the source of this 2076-nucleotide messenger RNA. RefSeq lists its product as uncharacterized. Gene Ontology annotation, cellular component: nucleus; transcription preinitiation complex. Lineage: Eukaryota; Fungi; Basidiomycota; Agaricomycetes; Polyporales; Phanerochaetaceae. Gene Ontology annotation, biological process: transcription preinitiation complex assembly; transcription initiation at RNA polymerase II promoter. The transcript has 9 exons. The record is from RefSeq and is a predicted model, not a curated record. Gene Ontology annotation, molecular function: TBP-class protein binding; RNA polymerase II general transcription initiation factor activity. Bases 105 to 1157 code for a protein of 350 amino acids.